UCGGGUCGAGCUGCUCCUCCCUCGCGCGGCCGCGGGGAUCGCGCGCGGAAGCUUCGCCGGGAUUUCCCGAUCUGAUCUCACUCCCGGGCCCCACACUCUCUCUCGAACGAGGAAGGUUCCGCGUCGUUUCGGAUCUGCUUCUCCGAUUGCUCCGGAUGUAGCUGGCUCCUCGAGCUGGUUCUGGAACGGUGCGGGUCGGAUCUGUGCGCUUCGAGAGCAAGAGGAAAAGCAAUUUUCUUUGACUGUAUAGGGGUGUAUUGGCAUACUGAUCCUUUGGGUUUUGCUCCGGGAUGGCAGUUUAUCCGGGAGGGGUUGAAUUCGGUGUGAGCGGAUUAAGAUGUCGUUCAAGAGCAUUGUCCGUGAGCUGAAAGAGAUGAAGGACGGAAUCGGUAAUGUAUCGAGGCGGGGAUCGGCGGGGAGGCGUUGGCGUAGCCGCACGCGGUCGCACAUAGCCCCGGAUCACGCGGCACCGCCUCCGACGUCGGUUGAACAAGGGCGGUGGGCGAACCUACCGCCUGAGUUGCUUCUGGACAUCAUUCAGAGAGUCGAAGAGAGCGAGACAUCAUGGCCUUCUCGUGCUGUGGUGGUAUUUUGCGCAUCGGUUUGCAAGUCGUGGAGAGAAAUCACCAAAGAGAUUGUUAAAACUCCUGAGCAAUGUGGAAAGUUAACGUUUCCUAUAUCCUUAAAGCAGCCGGGACCUCGCGAAUGUCCGAUCCAGUGCUUUAUCAAAAGGGACAGAGCUACUUCUACUUAUUUGUUGUACUUUGGUUUGAUUCCUUCUGAGGAUGAGAGAGAUAAAAUGUUAUUAGCUGCGAGAAAGAUUCGGAGGGCCACAUGCACAGAUUUUGUUAUAUCUCUGGUUGCAGAUGAUUUUUCUCGGGCUAGCAGUACAUAUGUCGGAAAAUUGAGGUCUAAUUUUCUGGGAACCAAGUUUACCAUAUACGACACCCAACCUCCAUGUGAAGCGGCUAUUCAAUCAAACAGUCGGUUGAAUAGAAGGUUCAGUUCUAAGCAGGUGUCGCCAAGAGUAUCCGCAUGUAACUACAGUGUAGGCACCGUCUCUUAUGAAUUGAAUGUCCUCCGCACUAGAGGGCCGAGGAGGAUGCAUUGUGUCAUGGACUCCAUUCCUAUCUCUUGCCUUCAAGAGGGUGGUAGCGUCCCAACACCAAGCUUGUUUGCUCACUCCUUCGAUGAACCGUCUUCUCCGUCACCUGCCUCAAAAGGAAAAGACAAGGUCACAGAAUUUAGCUCCACAAGUCUCUUAGAUAUUCCAGUUCCUGUUCCGGGGUCAGGUGAGCCACUGGUUCUCAAGAACAAGGCGCCUAGGUGGCACGAGCAGCUUCAGUGCUGGUGUUUGAAUUUCCGGGGACGCGUUACGGUUGCAUCUGUUAAGAACUUUCAGUUGGUGGCGGCUGUUGAUCCGUCCCACAAAAUUUCGGCUGCAGAACAAGAGAAGGUCAUCCUACAAUUCGGAAAGAUCGGGAAAGACAUCUUUACCAUGGAUUACCGCUAUCCACUUUCUGCUUUGCAAGCCUUUGCAAUCUGCUUGAGUAGCUUUGACACCAAGCCAGCAUGUGAAUGACAUGACACUUACUUCAGCUGGACAUUGUGGACAGUGUUUUUACUAUUUAACUCCGAGCGAACGCACAAGCAUAAUCAUGACAUGUGGAAGUUCGUCUGGCAAAUCGACGGCGGAGAAUCUUCGCUGAGCAUCCAUAGCCACUCUAUUGAAGCUGGGGAUUGUGAAACUGAAAGACAACUUGUAUGUUAUGUUUGUAUGGCACGGCUGUAAUCAAGUCUCCUAAGGUGUAGCACACUUUGGAUGUAUGUUUAUUAGCUGGCUACUUGACUCUUAAUUAUCAAAACUCUCGGAGCCUCUGAGCUUCUGAUUACAUCCUAGUUAUUGCUCCGGCGGCACAUCUUUAAUGGAAAUAGGGUUGUGAAUUCAUGCCUCA
This is a messenger RNA of Syzygium oleosum, 1955 nucleotides long. Its product is annotated as tubby-like F-box protein 5. Gene Ontology annotation, molecular function: protein binding. The record is from RefSeq and is a predicted model, not a curated record. The transcript is spliced from 5 exons. Bases 338 to 1582 code for a protein of 414 amino acids. NCBI's taxonomy places the organism in Eukaryota, Viridiplantae, Streptophyta, Magnoliopsida, Myrtales, Myrtaceae.